Empidonax traillii (willow flycatcher) is the source of this 1032-nucleotide messenger RNA. Its product is annotated as rac GTPase-activating protein 1-like. Lineage: Eukaryota; Metazoa; Chordata; Aves; Passeriformes; Tyrannidae. The annotation marks the transcript as partial. Gene Ontology annotation, biological process: signal transduction. The record is from RefSeq and is a predicted model, not a curated record. The transcript is spliced from 8 exons.
GUGAAGUUUGGGAAGAUCUCCCUCAAGUGCCGGGACUGCCGCGUGGUCGCUCACCCCGAGUGCCGGGACCGCUGCCCCCUUCCCUGCAUCCCGACCCUGGCAGGAACUCCGGUCAGGAUCGGAGAGGGGACCUUGAUGGAUUUUGUCCCUUCUAGUCCUCCAAUGAUCCCUUCCAUCAUCGUGCACUGUGUUAAUGAGAUCGAGCAACGAGGGCUGCAUGAGACCGGCCUUUACCGCGUCUCUGGCUGCGACAAGACGGUGAGGGAGCUGAAGGAGAAGUUCCUCAGAGCGAAGAGCAUCCCCCUGCUCAGCAAGGUGGAUGACAUCCACGCCAUCUGUGGCCUCCUCAAGGACUUCCUGCGCAGCCUCAAGGAGCCCCUUCUCACCUUCCGGUUAAACAAGGUUUUCAUGGAAGCUGCGGAAAUCCCAGAUGAGGAUAACAGCGUUGCUGCUAUGUACCAAGCGGUUGGAGAACUUCCCCAGGCCAACAGGGACACCUUGGCUUUCCUCAUGGUCCACCUGCAGAGGGUGGCUCAGAGCCCUGAUACUAAAAUGGACAUCUCCAACUUGGCCAAAGUGUUCGGCCCCACAAUCGUCGCCCACGCGGUCCCUGACCCUGACCCCAUGACCCUCCUGCAGGACACCAAGAGGCAGCCCAAGGUCGUGGAGCGACUUCUGCUGCUGCCCAUGGACUACUGGAGCCAGCUGAUGAUGGUGGAGCAGGAAAACAUCGACCCAGCGCACGUGAUCGAGAAUGUCAAUGCCUACUCCACCCCCCAGACCCCUGAGGUUCAAGUGAGCAUCCUGGGACCCCUCACCACCCCGGAGCAGAAGCUCUCCAAGACUCCAUCGUCCAGCUCCCUGUCCCAGAGGGUCCGGUCCACCUUCAGCAAAACCACUCCCAGGUUUGGGAGCAAAAGCAAGUCAACCACCCAGCUCGGGCACCAGGGCAACUUCUUUGCCUCUCCCAUGCUGAAGUGAGGACCUGGGAGCUGGUCUCGUCCUGGCAUUUGCACACCCACAAGUCCAACA